AUGGAUCAUGAGAAGUUGGCUCGCAUGCAAAAUGCGGUGCGCAUUGGUACACCCCGAAGAAAGGUCAAGAAGGUCCACAAGUCCUCCGGCACCGACGACAAGAAGCUGCAGACCACCCUCAAGAAGAUGAACGUCCAGCCCAUCACUGGCAUCGAGGAGGUCAACAUGUUCAAGAGCGACGGCAACGUCAUCCACUUCUCCGCACCAAAGGUCCACGCAGCCGUCCCCUCCAACACCUUCGCCCUCUACGGCAACGGCGAAGACAAAGAGCUCACCGAGCUCGUCCCCGGCAUCCUGAACCAACUGGGUCCUGACUCCCUCGCCUCCCUGCGCAAACUCGCCGAGUCCUACCAGUCGCUGCAGAAGAGCGGCGGCGAGGGCGGGGAGGAGGGUGGGAAGAAGGAGGAGGAUGAUGAUGAGAUACCGGAUUUGGUCGAGGGGGAGGAGUUUGGUGGGAAGGGGGAUGUGGAGUAG
Recurvomyces mirabilis is the source of this 474-nucleotide messenger RNA. RefSeq names its product Nascent polypeptide-associated complex subunit beta (gene EGD1). The transcript has 3 exons. The coding region runs from base 1 to 474 and encodes 157 amino acids. The record is from RefSeq and is a predicted model, not a curated record. NCBI's taxonomy places the organism in Eukaryota, Fungi, Ascomycota, Dothideomycetes, Mycosphaerellales, Teratosphaeriaceae. Gene Ontology annotation, cellular component: cytosol; nascent polypeptide-associated complex.